AUGAUGCACUCAUUGCAUUCGCGAUUCAUCGCCGUUUGGUGAGUCUAGUGACGUGACGUCGCGGUAGUGCGCACGGGGUCGAGGAAGUGGAAGUUAUCGAGUAGAGUUGAUGAAUCGGGAUACCUGAAAAAUUCCACGGGGAAACAAUCGUGAACGAUCAUCAUGGCCGACAACGAGCAGAAGGCAUUACAACUGGUGGCGGAGGCCGAAAGGAAGCUGUCGUCGUCAAGGGGCUUCUUCGGCGCUCUAUUCGGAAGUUCGUCCAAAGUUGAAGAAGCAGUAGAAUGUUAUCAACGGGCAGCAAAUAUGUUCAAGAUGGCAAAGAAGUGGAGCUCAGCAGGGAAAGCAUUCUACGACGCAGCAGAUUUACAUGCCAAGGCGGGUAGUCGUCAUGACGCAGCUAACAAUUAUGUAGAUGCAGCCAAUUGCUUCAAAAAAUCUGAUACAAAUGAGGCAAUCAGUUGCUUGUUGAAAGCUAUCGAGAUUUACACUGACAUGGGUCGUUUUACAAUGGCAGCUAAGCACCAUCAGAGUAUAGCUGAGAUCUAUGAAAGUGAAGCAGUUGACUUAGAACGUGCAGUACAUCAUUAUGAACAAGCAGCAGAUUAUUUUCGUGGUGAAGAAAGUAAUUCCUCUGCAAACAAGUGUCUUCUAAAAGUUGCGCAGUACGCCGCGCAACUUGAGAAUUAUGAUAAGGCCAUUCAGAUUUAUGAACAGGUCGCCUCUGCAUCAUUAGAGAGUUCUCUGUUAAAAUACAGUGCUAAGGAAUAUUUUUUCCGUGCUGCGUUGUGUCACUUGUGUAUAGAUGCAUUAAAUGCCCAACACGCUAUCGAGCGUUAUCAGGAGCAGUAUCCCGCUUUUCAGGAUUCUAGAGAAUACAAACUGAUAAUGACACUGAUAGAACAUUUGGAAGAGCAAAAUCUCGAAGGCUUCACAGAGGCAGUGAAAGAGUAUGAUUCAAUUUCAAGAUUGGAUCAAUGGUAUACAACAGUAUUAUUACGUAUAAAGAAGCAAGUUAAUGAUAAUCCGGAUCUACGCUGAUCAGUUGUUUCUUAUCCAUGCUAUUUUCAGGCAACGAUAUUAUUCCAACUCCGCAUAUAUUCAUUUUUAAGUCACCUUGUUUUUUGUGAAAAUGAUCAAAGGAUUCCAUUUUUAUAUCCGGAUAUAAUUACUCACAUUGCUCCAUCGUAUAUUCUCUCGACUAUUAUUAUUUGUCUGUAGAACUUUUAAAUUCUUAAGUAUCCACAAAAUCGUGGAGAAUCACAGUAUGUAAGAUAUUGUUUGGAACAUCAUGAUUUUCCUUGUUAUUCUCUUUUACUGCUAAAGUACGCAACCUUAUUGUUGAAUACCUCGGCGAAUAUCGUGUUUGUUGUUUUUAUUAUAAAAUAAUACAGCUCAGGUUCUUUACUAUAUUUCAUCUAGAAUUUAUACUCUUGUGAAUUAAUUUAAACAAAUGGAGCAGGGAAGUAUUAAAGACUAGGUUUCUAAAAACCUAAAUCAGAGAUUAAGCAACAGCAUAUUAAAUUCGUAGAUUUUUAAUUACUUUUUUUGUGCGCGUUUCUGAAUCAUUUUACAAUAAAAAUUUUUCCACUUAUAUAUUUUUCUUUUCUAUUCACGAUAGUAAGAAGAUUGAUUGUUAUUUGUUUGUAUAUGUAUAUAUAAUCUACAUUUGUUGAGAGAAUAUUUUCAUUUUAUCUCUAUGUGAGAGCGUAAUUGUUAACAGGCUCACUUGUUUUUGGAUUUUUUACGGCGAGGGAAUGAUAUGUAACGUCAUCAUUUGUCAUCCUUGCACUGCCAGAGUAUCAAAUGCAAACGUGUGUAGUAUAUACUUAAUUGGUAUAUUUCAAGUUCAGUUUCUUCUCUUCAUGUUUGUUUCCAUUCGAUCUUUUUCCGUCUUGUGUUUGUUUCAUUUCAGAUUGUGGCUGCUGAUUAUAGUUUAUAGCUUAAAUUAGCGACUAUUAGUACACAUAACACAUAUUCCUUCCUAAUAUUAAACUAAAGAUACACAUCGGUAUAACUGUUAUACAAUGUUUUCUGCAAUAGCAUAGCGCCGUAUUUAAUCGUUAGUACUCAUCGCCUAUGGAUAAGUGUACUCUUGCAAAAAUCCGUAAGAAAAAGAAGAAAAAAAAAGAAAGAACAGAAGGAACACAAUCGUGUGAGAUGCAUUUAGCUGGAAUAACCAAUUGAGAAUAUACAUUUUUCUAAAUUUGUCCUGUGUUACCUCAUUACUAUUGUAUAAUUAUUUUUCAUAAUAUAUAUUAUCAAAUUGGCGCGACACUUAUAGCCGUAAUUUAUGAUGCGUUGUCAAAUUUGCUGAUUUUACUCCGAUGAUCGUAAGGAAAACGUGAGACGUCAAAUAAUGUCACGGAAAUUUCUUAUAUGUAUUAUCGUAGUGUUGCAAAGUACACAAGCACAUAGAGUUAAUUUAGCGAACGUAAUGUUCGACACAUUGAUUUAACGAUGGUCGCAUCGAGAGAUCUUUGCAUUUUAUAUAAAAGCAAGUACAUUGGUACGAUACAACUCAAAGAUAUACAAUAAAAUUCCGCUGUUAACUAGGAGUAGAGAGAAACUAUUUGCAUGCACGCGAAUAAUGAAUCACGCACUAGCGCGUAAGCAUAUGUAUACUUAUUGAAAACGAGAAAACAAGGACAUACAUAAUAAAAGUUUCAGACUUUACGCAUAAUGUACGUUGUUUUCUGGUGAAAAAGAGAGAAAAGAAAUAACCAGGCAGAGAGUACGAGAUCUUUGUAUAGUUCUAAUGUAAAGACCUAUAUGUAAUAAUCGGUAUUUUAAUUAUUUAAUAUUAAGUUCCACGUAUAGUACGCGUCUAUCGCUCUUUUGUUAUUAUUAAUAAUAACAAUUACGUACUUCUAAUUUGUUCGUUUCAUCCAGUUUGCAAUUAACGUAUGUUUUCAGUAUCAAAUUAUGUGCAAUUACGCCUAACGUUGUGCAAUGUUCACGCAGGAUUUGUCAUACGCACAUGUGGAUGCGCGUUUGCGUUAUUAUUUAUAUAAAAAAAUACGCCGUUUAUUUGUAUAGUUUGGGUGCAGAGUACAUGCUUGUAAAUAACAAGAAUGAAGGCAAUGCUGUGCGCACCAUAAUGUUUUAUCUGAUUAUAUCAUUAUUUAUACCCUGUAUAAAUGCGCGAGUCGAUUAAUGCGAUUAAUCAUGCGCUUCUUCAUUUUAUUUUUUAUCCCUUAUAAACAGCUUGCUAUCUAAUAUCUGUUGUAUAAUCACGAAUAAGAAUUAAUAUACGUUACAUGCAGAAGCUGAA
Molecule: messenger RNA, 3274 nt
Organism: Odontomachus brunneus
Lineage: Eukaryota; Metazoa; Arthropoda; Insecta; Hymenoptera; Formicidae
Gene: alphaSnap
Product: alpha-soluble NSF attachment protein
Exons: 5
Coding region: 163-1041 (292 amino acids)
Biological process (GO): intracellular protein transport; SNARE complex disassembly
Cellular component (GO): vacuolar membrane; SNARE complex
Molecular function (GO): soluble NSF attachment protein activity; syntaxin binding
Source: RefSeq, a predicted model, not a curated record